GAUGGAGGUGGUAUCCGCGGACUUUCUGAACUUCUCAUCCUCAAGGAGAUCAUGAACCGGGUCAAGGCUACCCAAGGUCUCGCAGAGGUCCCGCGUCCCUGCGAAUACUUCGAUAUGAUUUGUGGUACCAGCACAGGAGGGUUGAUCGCGCUCAUGCUGGGGAGACUUCGAAUGACCGUUGACGAUGCCAUCGCGCAGUACGGACGGCUUUCGGGUCGCGUCUUUGGUCAGAAGAAAUUUCUCUUGAGUGACGGCAAGUACAAGGCCUCCACUCUCGAGGAAGUAUUGAAGACCAUCAUCGCGGAGAAUGUGUACAACCCCGAGGAACGAAUGUUGGAAGACGAUACGGACCCGAAAAAGCCUGUAUGCAAGACGUUCGUCUGCUGCACGUCCGCCGUCAACCUGAGUCCUCGUUUCUUUCGCACUUACGAGGCCCCAGCGAACAAGACGUUCAAUUGCAUGAUAUGGGAGGCCGCUCGCGCUACCUCUGCUGCUCCGACAUUCUUCAAGCGCAUAGAAAUCGGGGAACCUGGUCUCAGGGAACCGUUCAUCGACGGUGGGGUGGGGCGCAAUAACCCAACCAAAUGCCUUCUUGAGGAAGCGGGGACGGUCUUCCCGGGCGUGCCCAUAGCCUGUCUCAUCAGCAUCGGUUGCGGACAGGCCGAUACGAUUGGCAUUGGGCCACCGCCGAGUCUCAUCUACCGCAUCAUUCCUCUGCAUUUACUGGAGAUCGCCAAGGCGCUGAGACAUAUCGCGACGGACUGCGAGGCUACGGCUCAAGACGUCGCUAAACAGUGCAAGGAUCGUCCAAACAUCUACUUUCGAUUCAACGUGGAGCAGGGGAUGCAGCGGAUACAGAUGAAUGAACAUGGGAGGCUGGAUGAGGUGUCAGCUCAUACGAAGCAGUACCUGAAGAAAGAAGUGAACAAUAGCAGAGUCAAUGUUGCGGCUCAACAACUUGGCAAGCAGCCAAAGCGUGGUUCUUCUGGUCGUGAGUUCUAUAGCUGUCAAAGUUUCGAGAAGCUUCAUUGA
Messenger RNA from Stereum hirsutum FP-91666 SS1, 1032 nucleotides. RefSeq names its product FabD/lysophospholipase-like protein. The record is from RefSeq and is a predicted model, not a curated record. NCBI's taxonomy places the organism in Eukaryota, Fungi, Basidiomycota, Agaricomycetes, Russulales, Stereaceae. The annotation marks the transcript as partial. Gene Ontology annotation, biological process: arachidonate metabolic process. Gene Ontology annotation, cellular component: membrane. The transcript is spliced from 3 exons.